AUGGCUUACAGACCCAACAGGGGUAUAUUGCAGUCUUCUCCCACAAAGGUGAGUCGAGCUGGGACUGGGUUUGAAUUUACGCCGGUGGGAGGCCGUCGUUCUACCGCCCAUUCAUCAGACCCUGCUAGGGAAAGAGGAUCUCCUAAAGGAAAGCUGUUUGGAAGUCCCCUGAAACGACCCACGUUACCGGACCUGUCGUUCCUGAACAGCGGAGAUGAAGUCAGCUCCUAUGCAUCAUCGCCGGUGGCGAAGUUUACCGGUGCAGAUAUUUUCUCGGACGACACUCCGCGCAACAAGUUUGAGACCGUGUACAAUGCAGAGACCGCAGGGGUUAACGAAGUCCAAACGGAGAGAAACGAGCUUUCGCGGGAGAACAUAGCUCUAAAGAUUGAGAUUGAAACGCUGAGACAAAUGCUAAAACCUGGAGCGUCGAUGAGAACAGCAGAAUUAGUUCAAAAGUUGAAGAUACAGAAUAUGGAUCUUUUCCAUGAGAACGAGAGACUAUUGGGACAACUGAAUCAGAACCAGGAAAAUAGUUUUGGAUCACCUACAAAGACCAAUGAAACCAGCGAAUUGUUGAUGUCGUUGCGUUCUGAGAACGAAGAGACGAAAGCGACGAUGCGGAAAAUCGCUCUUCAGAGGGACGAAGCACUCCAAGAGACUACAAGGCUACAAGAGUUGCUUCAUCAAUUACAAUCAGAUGAACUCAGACAGGCGGAUUUGAGCCAGGAGAAUUCACAGUUAAAAAACCAACUGGCUGAGAAGGACGAUCGCAUCUACGAUUUGGAGAGGAAAGUACGUCAACUUGAGAACGAUAGAGAUGAGCUACAGACCGACUUUGACGAACUCAAUUACAAAUUGUCAGACAAUUCAGGUGAGAUGGGCAAGAACGACGAUAAGAUUGCUGACCUUGAGGCUGAAUUGAAGGAGAUUACUCAUCGUUUGAGAUCACGCGAAGAAUCUGGUAUGGAGUCUAAUGUCGAACUUCACAAGACACUCGACGACACCCAAAGAAGGCUUGAAGAGACAGAGAUGUUAUUCAGACAUGAAAAAGAGGCUAGCCGAGAACUGGGUUAUGUGAAUGAAAAGCUGAAGAAAGAAAUUGAUGAGUUGAGAGAGGAAAUUGACGAUCUCGAGUUGGAUAGACAGGACCUCAACGAUCUUUGUCUCAAGCUCAAGAAAGAUCAGCAAGGUUCCCUGGGAUAUGCUGGACCUACAGAGAAUCAACAGUACGAACGCGAUUUCUCUGUCUUCAGACGCCAAAACGAAAAACUAAGAGACGAGCUCUUAGCAACUCAGGAUAAACUGAAGGCAAGCUCCGCCAGCACUGAAGACCAUGAGAGGGUUGCAAGUAUUAUCAGUGAUCUCGAAUCCGAAAAUAGAAAGUUGAAAGAGCAGGUGAUGCUGAGUAAGAACUCUGACUCCAAGCUGCAUUCUGAAAGGGAGUACAUCGAGCUACUUGAAGAAAACCAAAUCCAGAGAAAGGAGAUAUCGCAGUUGAAAACCGAUUUCGAACAGGCUACUUCUCACCUCCAGCAACGUCUGGAUACUGCACAAACCAAGUUAUUUGAUCUACAAUAUGCCGCGGCAAGAUCAGAGUCUACGGUAAAGGAGCUCGAGACAGCUGCAAGAAAGACGGUGGAGAAGGAGAAAUCUCAGAUGGAAGAUUUGAUCAAACAGAAGGCCUCUGCGGAUGUAAGACUGAAAAAUGCUUCGCAAGAAAUUGAGUCUCUACAGAGAAAUGUGGAUCUUUUGCGCAAGCAACUAUCUCAACAAUCACCCAGUUCCUUUGACAACACCAAACUGGACCAAGCCCUGAGCGAUUUGGAUGCGGCCCGUAAAUCCAACAGAGAACUCACUAAGGAUUUGUUUGACUCCAACGACAAGCUCAGAGAUUUGGAAAGAAAGUAUUCGCAGGCAAACGAGCAAAGAAACAAGUUGGAUGACCUUGUGGCUUCUCUGGAAAGAGACGUUCAGAGGCUCAAAGAAGAUGGACCCUCUUUGGAUCGCAAGCUACGUUCUUUAUCUCUGGAAGCCAGGGGAAGUCCAACUGAAACCAGACUUAGAGACAUGGUUGAUGAUAAAUCCGAAGAGCUGAACAAUCUCAGACGUGAGUACGACAACAUGAGACACGAUUUGGUGAAAAAAGUGGAACAGGUGGUGGAACAGAGGGAAGGUCUCAAGAUGGAGAAUGAUGAUCUCAUUCGUAGACUGAAGAGCUCUGAAAACGAUAUCUACGAGUUAUCGGCCAAAAUGAGUGAUCUCAGACGGGAAGCAGAGAAGCGGUCUCAGCUCCAAAGUGAGAAUUCAAAGCUCAAGCACGAAUUGGAAGCGAUAAAUUCUAGAGCAUCUUCAAUUCCUGAUCAGUCCAAACCUGCACUUCUGCUUGCAACCCACCAACUUCUACUAUCGAAGUACUCUUCGACUAAAUCCAAGAUGCUGGAUUUGCAGGUCGCAAACUCGUGUCUGGGCUCCAUUGUCAGCGAUAAGAACGAAGAGAUCGCAUUGCUGGAAAGUCGUGGUAUCUACACAGAGCCUCCUAAGAAGGUGACCUGGAGAUCCGUGGCUAUGGUUCUGUGGGCAUCGUCAGUCAUGAUGAAGACUAUCAAGGAGAACAAUAACCGCAAAGCCAAAGAGGAAUCUCUUAAGAAGGAGAUCAGGUCCUUGAGAUAA
This is a messenger RNA of Kuraishia capsulata CBS 1993, 2673 nucleotides long. RefSeq lists its product as uncharacterized. Bases 1 to 2673 code for a protein of 890 amino acids. Lineage: Eukaryota; Fungi; Ascomycota; Pichiomycetes; Pichiales; Pichiaceae. The transcript has a single exon. The record is from RefSeq and is a predicted model, not a curated record.